This is a messenger RNA of Osmia bicornis bicornis, 4295 nucleotides long. RefSeq names its product probable deoxyhypusine synthase (gene Dhps). The transcript is spliced from 7 exons. The coding region runs from base 175 to 1296 and encodes 373 amino acids. Gene Ontology annotation, biological process: peptidyl-hypusine biosynthetic process. Gene Ontology annotation, cellular component: cytoplasm. Gene Ontology annotation, molecular function: deoxyhypusine synthase activity. The record is from RefSeq and is a predicted model, not a curated record. Lineage: Eukaryota; Metazoa; Arthropoda; Insecta; Hymenoptera; Megachilidae.
CCUGCGCGUCGCAGUUAUGGACUCUGGUGAACUGCGGUAUACUUAAUGAACAAUUUGGCGGCAUUGUUCUUUCUAGGUUAUGCCUGUUUAUUGACAUUAGUAUAUGGGCAAUGUAACGUAGAAAGUUUCGAUGUAAAUAAGUAAUUUCAUAUAAAACCAGAAUACAAUUUCAAAAUGAAUGAUACCAAAGAAAAUUCACAUGGUCAUGUUCCAGAAGAUCUUAAAAAUGCUGUGUUAGUACAUAGUUCCCCUAUACCAGCUGGAACACCUGUUGUAAAAGGAUAUGACUGGAACAAGGGAAUUGAUUAUCAUGCUCUGUUUGAAACAUAUACACAUUCUGGAUUUCAAGCAAGAAAUUUUGGUUUAGCAGUAGAAGAAGUUCAACAAAUGAUUGAUGCUAGAAAUAUUCCUCUUAAAGAUGAUCAAAUGGAUAGUUUAGAAGAUGAUGAUUUUAUAAAAAGAAAAUCUUCCUGUACAAUAUUUUUAGGGUAUACAUCUAACAUGGCCUCUUGUGGGAUUCGAGACACCAUAAGGUUUCUUGUGCAACACAGUAUGGUUGAUUGUAUCGUUACUACAGCAGGUGGUGUAGAAGAAGAUCUAAUAAAAUGUUUAGCACCAACAUACAUAGGAGAUUUUCAUUUAGAAGGGAAACAUCUUAGACAACAGGGUCUUAAUAGAAUAGGAAACUUAUUAGUACCAAAUGAUAAUUACUGCAAGUUUGAGGAUUGGGUUAUGCCUAAAUUAGAUGCAAUGUUAGCUGAACAGAAAGAAAAAGGUACUCUUUGGACACCAUCUAAAGUGAUAGCAAAACUUGGGGAAGAAAUUAAUAACGAAGAAUCCAUUUAUUACUGGGCUGCAAGAAAUAAAAUUCCCGUUUUUAGUCCAGCUCUAACCGAUGGCAGCCUUGGCGAUAUGAUGUACUUUCAUUCUUUUAGAAAUCCAGGCUUAGUUAUAGACAUAGUGUCAGAUCUUAGACGACUGAAUACAAUGGCUAUGAAAGCAGUAAAAAGUGGAAUGAUUAUUAUCGGCGGCGGUGUUGUAAAACAUCACAUCUGUAAUGCAAAUCUAAUGAGAAACGGUGCCGACUAUGCUGUGUUCAUAAAUACAGCGUCCGAAUUCGAUGGUAGCGAUAGUGGUGCUCGUCCAGAUGAAGCCGUCUCCUGGGGUAAAAUUCGAGUAGAUGCAAAACCAGUGAAGAUUUACGCAGAAGCGACUUUAGUGUUUCCAUUGCUUGUUGGAGAAACAUUUGCUCGUUAUUACCAUUCCUCCAAAAAAAAUACUGUAUCAAAUACCUGAAUAAAAUAUAUUAUUAUAACCAAUUUAUGGCUUAUAAAUUCUUCGCCCUUUACCAAGAAAUAGCAAAGGUGUAAAAGGGAAAAUAGAAAAAGAGGACUGGGCAACGAUUCACGCUUACGUUUUUAUUAUAAUAGAUUGUAUUGAAAUUUGUCGCACUCUUUUGAAAACAAAAAGUGUUGCACGCGCCUGGGUGUUUCACCCUUGUUACCCUUUCUCUCUCUUUCUCUCCACACGCAACAAGUCGCUCGAAAAGGUUCAUGAGAUAUACCGUGUUUUUUUGUUUUUUUUUUUUCAUAUACCAGCAGUGGUAUAUAACAAAAUUCGACAUAGACUACAACAACAACAACAUUCAGCCACACUUGUUCAUCUCGUUAUCGCAUUCACGCGAGAAAUAUAAUCUACAGGCUCUAUCACGAGGGAUAUACAAGAAAUUUAACUCGUUUACCAGCUUUUACGAGAACUUCUUCUUUUUUUUUUUUUUUUACAUAUCUAUUCUCACAUUCCCUUUUUCUUUCUCCUUUCUUGAUAUAAUUGUAUCCCGCGAUUAUUUCUUUUCUCUUUCAUUCUUUCACACUCUCUCUCCCAUUCGUAAUUCUAUGUACAAUUAGAUUCCCUUAUUACAGUUCAUUUUUAGGAUGUUAGUAAAUAAUAGUUAGCAUCAUACACGUCUACGCUGUAAACGAUUUAACAGUUCUGCUUAAACGCUAUAGUGCUAAGUAAUUUUAUUAAUUACUUAUAUCACAUUGUUCAUGUACACAUAAUAAUUCCCCGCACGUUAUCCGUACUUUCCUCCUGUCGACCAUUCUUAUAUUUUUUUUUUUUGUUUUCUUCCUCUGUUUUCUUCAUUUUCGAUUUUCGAAAGUUCUCGUUGAUCGACGAGAUUUUUAUGUACAAAAAAAAGAAACAGGAUAUAUUUUCUUCCUUCCAUUAUUUCGCGUCGCUUCGUUUUCUUCACUUUGAUACAUCGUGCCUGCUAUUCAACAGCAAACACCUUUUUCUUUUACUUUGAUUCGUUUUGCUACCGGCUUCGCUUUCGAUCGAUCCUUCGUUGAACGCAAAUGUAGCGAAUACGAGAUUGAAUUUUUCAUAAAAAAAAAUAAAAAUUCAAAAGUCAAAAUAACACUACGACCGAUAUCAAGUGUUCCUGAUUUUAAUACGUGAUUCCAUUCAUUUAAUUGAUUUAAAUUUCCUAACUAAAAUUCAUAAAUAAUGUAACAUCGUGUGUAGAAAUGAUUACAAUAAUUAACAUCGUUUUACGUCCAACGAAUGUCAUCUAACAACAAUCCUUCUAAUCACCCUUUGCGCUCUCAAUUGUUCACGGUUGCGUACAAGUGUGUUAAGAAUGCCCCCAAAAAACACGUUUCUAAUACAUCUAUUUACAUCCAUUGCACGAUUCGAGAUUGGAUUAAAUAACGAGGUGUCGAAUUUACAGCUCGAAAGCCCGAUGGAGCUUAUUAUUGUUGGCCACGUUAAACAAAGGAGGGAACGAAAAUGACUAGUGCGCGCGCCGAAUCGAAAAAUAUUCAUCGAACGAAAAAAGAAUCACAAAGGUAUCUUCUCCUUCGUCUCUACGCCAAAAAUUAUCUCGCGAGACACGAAUUAAAAAAAAAAAAAUGCAUUCCCUCGAAAGACACAUGACUUCUUUUAUAAUUUACGAAAAAUCGAAAAAAAAAAAAAAAUACUUCGACGUUUUAUAACGCGUCUCAUUAGCAGCGAACUCGAUAUUAAUUCGACAUAUGAAUUCAUUGGAAAGUGGAGAAAAGAAAAACAAUAACCAACAAAAGAAAAAUAUAAACAUCAUAGACCGAAAAGUAAUUGUAAAAGAUACAAGUUUUUUCGAAUCUGUUCAUCGAACAUUGUACGAUCAGGACAUGUGAAAAAGUCACCGUGGUUGUAAAAAUCAUGCACGAUAUCGAAAAUGGUAGAUUUCCUUAGGGAAAAUAGAAAUCACCUGGUCCCUAAGGAAACCUACUUUACUCGAUACUAUACAAUAACGAAACUCAAGAAUAACAAAAAAAAAAUUAACAAAUAGUAGAAAUUUACUUUGAGAGUGCUGCAAUAGAGCACUGUUCACGCAUAUAGAGAAAUUCUACUGAUUCAGUAGCGUCGUUAUUUGUAAGCUCUACUAAUUUAGUAGUACCUAUUGUCACCUAAUUAUGUCAUCACACUUAAUCAAUGUAGCCAUUAUGAUCUUUUAUAUAAACAGUACUCCGUUGAAGCACCUGUGGACGAAUGACUGUACAAUUUUUCAAUUCGUUUAACGCGUUCUUGCAACAAAAUAGAAAUUUUUAUACGUUUAAUGAUAUUCUGCUCGAAGUAUACGAAGAAUCGCCUGCUUGGAAUAUACUUGGAUCGCCGCAGUGAAGCCUUGUUAAUUUUAUCCCUUUCGUUACGACGAAGCCCUUUUUUUUUAUUCUUUAAAGAAAAUACAAAGUUUGAACGUGAAACUUUAAAUCAUCCUGCAUACAAGAGGGUUGAUUAUCUGCUUAAUUGAUCGAAUUCAUUAGUACAUUAUUACUUAUUUACAUUCGUUCAUUAAUAUGUAUCGGCUGUUCGUAACGAAACGAUUUAACACCUUCGAAAUAUUCUACAAAAAUAUUCUAAAUAUACAAGAAAUAUUGCUAUAAUAAAUACACGGUAUUCGCUUCGAAUACGAGGCGCGUUUAAUAGUUUCCAAAUGCUGCGAUCCUUCGAUCAUUCCGAGCAACAGGAACACGAAAAAUUUCGUGUGAACGCGUUGAAAGUGAUUUCUCUUUGAGAAACAUUAACAGAGUUUUCUUGAGAACCAAGGUGACAUUUUGCAUUUUCAUUGGAAUAGAGAGAAAAUUCUUGUUCUCCUGAAAACGAUAUUGCUUUCUCCAUUUUGACCGAUUUAAAUAAAUUUUGUCGAUAAAUUUAGAGACGCAGCGGCCACGCGUAUCACGAACACUUACAUAUUAUCAGCGCUUAACUGACCAAGCCUUUGAUUAAAUAAUUUAAAAAAUUAAAAAAAAAAAAAA